CCGCUUCGCCUCCUCUCAGACCACUCCACCACCCGGUCAAACCCCUCUCUCAUCUCUACCUUCCUCGGAUUAAGAUAUCCUUGGCCCGAUGGACGAGCCGAAUCCAAAGAGGUGGAGGUGGAGACCGGCGCUACGGAGGAAGUCACAGAAGGAGGCAGCGAGCUCGGGGUUAAUGGAUUUCCUCUGGAGACCAAAGAGGACGGUUUAGAUUCGCCGCCAAAGGUUUCUAGCAGGAAAAAGAAGAAGAGGCCCGAGGAAAGUGACAGCCGAUACGAUAGGUACAAGCUGCGCAAUGGCAGGGAGGUCUUUGAAGAAAAAGCAUACCUUGUUGGAGUUGAAUGUAAAGGUAGUAAAGGGGAUACCUUUGGUAUUGAAGAAUCACUUGAGGAGCUUGCACAAUUAGCUGAUACUGCUGGACUUCUAGUUGUUGGUUCUACUUACCAAAAGCUUGCUUCUCCAAACCUAAGGACUUAUAUUGGUUCUGGCAAGGUUGCUGAAAUCAAGAGUGCAGUUCAUGCUCUCAAUGUCGAGACUGUAAUUUUUGAUGAUGAGUUGUCUGCCGGACAACUGCGUAACUUGGAGAAGGUAUUUGGUGGGGAUGUACGGGUAUGUGAUCGAACUGCUCUCAUCCUGGACAUUUUCAAUCAAAGGGCUGCAACACAUGAAGCUGCUUUACAGGUUUCUUUGGCACAAAUGGAAUAUCAACUUCUGAGGCUAACAAAAAUAUGGGCUCACCUUGAACGUCAGGCGGGAGGCAAGGUUAAGGGAAUGGGUGAGAAACAAAUUGAAGUGGACAAGCGUAUAUUACGCACUCAAAUUGGUGAGUUGAGAAAAGAGUUAGAAUCUGUCCGGAAGCAUCGGAAGCAAUAUCGAUAUCGUCGCUUAUCUGUGCCAGUUCCUGUCGUGUCUUUGGUUGGAUACACAAAUGCUGGAAAGAGUACACUUUUGAAUCACUUGACUGGAGCUGAAGUUCUUGCAGAGGAUCAGUUAUUUGCAACCUUAGAUCCAACUACAAGAAGGGUCCAGAUGAAAAAUGGGAAUGAAUUCCUUCUGACUGAUACCGUAGGAUUUAUUCAAAAGCUACCCACUAUGCUGGUUGCCGCAUUCAGAGCAACAUUAGAGGAAAUAUCUGAGUCAUCGCUUCUAGUUCAUGUUGUGGAUAUCAGCCAUCCAUUAGCUCAGCAACAGAUGGAUGCUGUCGAUAAGGUUCUACAAGAAUUAUAUGUGGCGUCAAUUCCAAAGUUGGUUGUGUGGAAUAAGGUUGACAAGACUGAUGAUCCACAAAGAGUAAAAACUCAAGCUGAAAAACAAGGUGUAAUUUGCAUAUCAGCAAUAAAUGGUGAUGGUCUAGAGCAAUUCUGCAAUGCAAUUCAAACAAAACUUAAGGAUUCAUUGGUACCAGUUGAAGCUUUUGUUCCAUAUGACAAAGGGAUGCUCCUAAAUACCAUACAUCAAGUUGGAAUGGUGGAGGAAACAUAUUUUAGCACAAUCUCCCUGUUUGUAGUUGAUCCUUGCAAGAAGUGAUAUUUGAUUGCAAUAUGCUCCAUCCUGUUGUGAAACACAUGAAUUUUUGCCAUUGUGAUUGCUGAUUGUUGCUGCCGAAUAUCUCAGUAAACUCUUUCUAUAGCUCUCCGAUGUCUGCAAGUAUUCUUCUAAGCCACAUUGCUUGAAAAGUCGAGCUUACUGUUGCAACAUAUUCUGCUUCAGCUGAUGACUAUGCCACUGUGUCAUGUUUCUUCGAUGCCCAUGAGAAAAUUUCAGAUCCUAGCGCAAGCAUAGAGACUGAAGUGCUUUUUUUGUCGUUCAUUGAUCCAGCCAAAUCACUGUCAGUUGGGUUUGUAGCAUAUGCCGAACUCUUUCAUGCCGUGAAUGUAUUGAGUAUUCUCUUUGCUACUCUGUAGUGAAUCUGGCUUUGGUUCUGCAUGAACCUUGAUAGUUAGCUUGUUCAUCUGCUUCUCAUUGCAGAGCGCGCAGAUAAAUCCUUGAGAAGCCUCAUAGCCAAUCUUAAAACAUAGGCAGGAAGAGUGUUUCUUUAGGAAAAUAUGAGCAUUAUGCUUCUUCCAAAUGCUCAAGUGACAGUUGAACUAAGUGAUGCCAAGCUGGUUGAAGAAACCUUUUAACUCCAUGAUUUUUUCAUUUAGUCCAAAGAAAAGCGAGGCUAGCAGGUUGACCGCAGAAACGCAGAGGAUCUAAUGCAGCACCAACUCUUGGAGAAGGGACAAUAUAGAAGAAAAUAAAGCAGAUGUUUCUGAAGUGUUACUAUACAGCACACAACCAUUAGUAAAAGACCAUCCCUGAUUCAUCAAAUUCUCCUAUGUAUUUAAUCUGUUUUUUGCCCCCAAACUGCAAAAAA
Messenger RNA from Phoenix dactylifera (date palm), 2353 nucleotides. The record is from RefSeq and is a predicted model, not a curated record. Lineage: Eukaryota; Viridiplantae; Streptophyta; Magnoliopsida; Arecales; Arecaceae.